This is a messenger RNA of Alosa sapidissima (American shad), 6084 nucleotides long. RefSeq names its product microtubule associated monooxygenase, calponin and LIM domain containing 2a (gene mical2a). NCBI's taxonomy places the organism in Eukaryota, Metazoa, Chordata, Actinopteri, Clupeiformes, Clupeidae. The record is from RefSeq and is a predicted model, not a curated record. Gene Ontology annotation, molecular function: FAD binding; protein binding.
UAGGCAACUUCUACCCGCACGCCAUUGGAAUUCACAGGAUUAGGCUAUUCUUGAAGAAUUGGAGCACAGUUUUUAAAUAAAUAAUAAUCGUUGAUCGGCCUAUUUAUUUUGAUUUAAAAUAUCAACUGUGAUAACAAUACACUGGACGUUUGCGUCGCUGUCAAAGACUCAGUCGGCGUACUUCUCAUUGGAAGAUGCGUUUUUGAGCACCGCCUUCAAAAACAAGCCAGAGGUUCAAUGUUGAGCUCCCUCCGAAACAUGCCUUCACACGACUGACAGACGGAUCUGACUGUUACUGGUAGGAUACAGUGUCCACCUGAAGUAGCUGGCUCCUUUACUCUUGUUUACUACAGGUAUUCUGCAGCCAACUAGGAGUGAAGGUGCCGCGUAACUCAUAUCAGGCUACCUGGCAAAUUGAAAGACGACAGAGGAAUAUGAAGUUGGGCAAGACAUCAGACUCCAGGGCGUGUGUGUAAACCACUAGAGCAGCCGGAGCGGAGGGACAGACGCUGGGACAGACGAAGAGAGGGAGACGAACCACAGAGGUCAGCCCGGUCCCUGCUGUCUCACUCAGGGGUGAGGGGAGAGGUGAAGAUGGCCGACACUGAGGACGAGCAAGGCAAGGCGGGAAAGCUCUUUGAGAACUUUGUCCAGGCGUCCACCUGCAAGGGCACACUGCAGGCCUUCAACAUCAUGUGCCGGCAGCUGGAGCUUGACCCGCUGGACCAUGAGACUUUCUACAGCAGCCUCAAGGCCCGCGUCACCUCCUGGAAGGCCAAGGCCCUGUGGAGCAAGCUGGACAAGAGGACCAACCACAAAGAGUACAAGAAGGGGGCAGCCUGCGCUGGCACCAAGUGUCUGAUCAUUGGUGGGGGCCCAUGUGGAUUGAGGACGGCCAUCGAGCUGGCUUUGCUCGGGGCUAAAGUGGUGGUGAUCGAGAAGAGGGACACGUUCUCCCGCAACAAUGUGCUCCACCUCUGGCCCUACACCAUCCACGACCUCCGGGGCCUGGGGGCAAAGAAGUUCUACGGCAAGUUCUGCGCCGGAGCCAUAGACCACAUCAGUAUUCGGCAGCUGCAGCUCAUGCUUUUGAAAAUCGCCCUGCUCGUAGCCGUUGAGUUCCACGUCAACGUGGAGUUCGUCAAGCUGCUGGAGCCUCCAGAAGACCAAGAGAAUGAAGGACCUGGUUGGAGGGCAGAACUCCGUCCUGCUGAUCACCCUGUGGCGGACUUCGACUUUGACGUGGUGGUGGGAGCGGACGGCAGACGCAACACUCUGGAAGGCUUUAAGAGGAAGGAGUUUCGGGGGAAACUAGCCAUCGCCAUCACGGCCAAUUUCAUCAACAGGAACACCACAGCCGAGGCCAAAGUGGAGGAGAUCAGUGGGGUGGCCUUCAUCUUCAACCAGAAAUUCUUUAUGGACCUCAAAGACGAGACAGGCAUCGAUCUGGAGAACAUCGUCUACUACAGGGAUAAUACACACUACUUUGUCAUGACGGCAAAGAAGCAGAGUUUACUGGACAAGGGAGUCAUCAUUAACGACUAUAUUGACACUGAGAUGCUGCUGAACAGUACCAACGUGGACCAGGAGGCUUUGCUGGGCUAUGCCCGGGAGGCGGCUGACUACGCCACCCACUACCAGCUGCCCACCCUGGACUUUGCCAUGAACCACCUGGGCCAGCCCGACGUGGCCAUGUUCGACUUCACCUGCAUGUACGCCUCCGAGAACGCGGCGCUCGUCCGGGAGCGCUUCGGACACCAGUUGCUGGUGGCGUUAGUGGGAGACAGUUUACUAGAGCCGUUCUGGCCAAUGGGCACGGGGUGCGCCCGUGGUUUCCUGGCAGCGUUUGACACGGCCUGGAUGGUGAAGAGCUGGGCUCAGGGCAGAGCGCCCAUAGAGGUGCUGGCAGAGAGAGAAAGUCUGUACCGGCUACUACCUCAGACCACACCUGCGAACAUCGCCAAAGACUUUGACCAGUAUACUGUUGACCCAGGGACGCGUUACCCCAACCUCAAUUCAAACUGCGUCAGACCUCACCAGGUGCGUCACCUCUACAUCAAUGGAGAGCUGAAGGCCUGUUCUUUAGAGCGAGCAGCAACAGUGCGCCGCCCCGUCAACCUGUCUAGACGAGAAUCCGAGGUGAGGCCUGGCCGGCUGCAGACCUGGUGUCAGAAGCAGACAGAUGGCUACCGGGGCGUGAGCGUGUGUGACCUCACUUCCUCCUGGGCCAACGGCCUGGCCCUGUGUGCCCUCAUCCACCGCUUCAGGCCCGGCCUCAUAGAUUAUGAUUCGCUCAACGAGGAGGACUGCGCUCAGAACCUGCAGUUGGCCUUUGACGUUUCCGAGCGCGAGUUCGGCAUCAAGCCGUUCUCCACUGGCAAGGACUUGGCCGGCGGCCAGGAGCCGGACAAAGUCACCAUGGUUACCUACCUGUCCAAGUUUUACGAGCUGUUCAGGGGAACGCCUCUCCCACCCUCAGAUUCAAGGAGAGAGGGCGAUGCUAACGACAAUGACUCUUCUCACAAACCCACACGGCCUGUUUACAAAUCAUUCAGCUUCACACAGCCAAGAAAGCGGAUACCAAAGGAUGAUAAGAAGCUGGAGGAAAAUGACCCGACCUACAAGCGAAGACGGAAGAUUUGCAGCUAUUUAGAAGAGGCCACAAAUUUUUCCAGUCAGAGUUCGUCGGCAAGUAAAGACGGGCAGGAACUCAAGGAGAACAAGGUGAAGUCCAUGGCUACCCAGCUUCUGGCCAAGUUUGAGGAGCGUGCCCCUAGCUGCAGCCUCCGAAGACAGAGGAAAGCCCAGACGCAGAAUGCUCGAGAGUUUCACAAAAAGAGCAUAAAGGAGAAAGCCGUCCACUUGAGCUCUCUGUUCUCCAGCUCCGAGACCUCGGCGGCUCAGAGGCCACAAGAAUUAGAUAUGCAGCUUUGUAGAAACACAGCUCAGAGACAAGCAGUCAAUGACAUUCGGAUGCGUAGAGCCAACACAUCCCAUUUUACGCUCCACAAGCAAAUAGAAACACCCCAGUCAAAGCAGGAGCCUGCUGCUCCCAAGCAGCGCACGGUGGGGAAGGUGUCUCUGGUGGUAGGAGCCAGGGCUGAGACUAUAGCCUCUCUCUAUGAGAGCGAUCACAGGCCCAAGGCCAACAGUCCUCCUACCUCCCCGGGCUCCUUCCGUAGGGAGUUAGGUGGCAGCGAGUUAUGUCACGCCUGUAACAGACGGGUCUAUGUUGUGGAGAGAAUCAGUGCUGAGGGCUUGUUCUUCCACAGAGAGUGUUUCCGCUGUGACACAUGCAGUGCUUCGUUAAGCCAGGGAAGACAUGCCUUCGAUUCUGAAACUGGCAAGCUGUACUGCAAACUGCACUUUGCGCAACGCACAUCCGGUGUGAAGCGAGAGAGAGCUUUUGGUCUGCACAUGAGAAACCACGGCACAGAUGUCCAGGACGGCCCUGAGACGGACGGUUCCAGUGUGGGCAACAGCGCGCGGCAGUCUCCAGGUACCCUGGGCUCGCUGCUCAGGAAGAGCCUGAGUUGGCCCGUGCACGUGACGCGGGCCGUGUGUGCCGUGCCCCGCCGCCUGUCCUGCUGGCUACGUGGCGCCGCCCAGGCCACGCGUGUCCACCUCUGGGCCCACGCAGAGGACUAUGGCUUCCUGUACGAGCUGCUGAGCGUGGGCCUGCCCCUGAUGGGCAUCCAGAUGGAGGUUUUGCUCCACAUGUACGCCGAGCUCGAGCGCGGCGCUGACGCGGCCCCCGGCCCUGGGCCACUGUCCCCCCAGACCCUCGUACAGUGGGCCCAACAGCAGCUGGGCCUCACGCCCACUUAAAAAAGAAUGGAACUCCCAUGAUCCUCUGGGGCUCCAUGCCAUUUUAGAGCUUUCAUUCGCGUUUCCUCAACGCAUGUUUGAACUGCAUGCUGGUAUUGAUGAUGGCUGGCCACUGUGUAUAUACCUGUAAACAAGUUUGUUUGUUUUUUUCCUAACAAUCUGCUCAAAGCAGGCCGUAGUUUGCUCUUAAGGUAAUUUCAAGAAAAUUAAAGACAAUUAGCAAGUGCCUGAUGUAAAACAUAUGUUUCACGUCCUAGGAUUGAUGUGUGUGUGUAGCGCGAUAUGCCUGAAGAAUCUAAAUGUACAUCCUUACAUCCAAAUCUCUUUUCUGAAUCUAUCUGAUGAGUUGCUCAGGACAACUCCUCCAGAUGUGUUUUCAGUGCUUUUACUUCAGGUUACUGUAGUCCCAGUCUUUCUGAACAUUGUGAAUAAUGCACAAUGUCUUGAAGCACUUUAUAAUGGUGGUCUGUCCUGGCCCGUGCAUGUGCCUGUUUGAGAGAUUGUUUUUAUGAAUUUGUUGUGUGCAGAUAAGAAUGAUGAGAUUUGUGCAAAUGCUGUACGUUUACUAAACCCAAUAGAACUCAGCAGGAGAGGCAGUGUGUGCCUGUAAGGCCAUGUGCAAUGAAAAUACCAAAACAGGGUUUCAUCUUUUAAGCCAUUCACUGCCAAAUCUUCCUUUAACAGGUUUACAUUUGUGUGUGUGGAUGUGUGUGUUACAAUCUUCCGUUAGAAAACAUAUGAGAAGUAUCUUCCAUCUCAAACAUGCUGUACCAUUGAAUUGUAACACUUUUUUUAUUUGACUUUUUUUUCCCCCCAAACUAUAAUUUUGCUGACUUGUGCAGUUGUGCCUGUACGUUUGUGUUCUUGAAAUGCAGCUGGAUGAAAGUAGGCCUGUGGGAUCUCUCUGACUGGCAUACCCUUGGUGCCAUCUCUUUUCCAGUCCAUGUAAAGAUGACCCAGGUUCAGAGAAGGAUGAGUUUCAUACCCUCUUCUCUUUGCAGGACAGAGUUAGAAAUUGACGAAAAAAGGUGCACUGAGCACCUUCAUCGUCUGCUUGAUUUCUGACAGCAGAGAGAAGAACGGCAGAAUUAACAUUGCUCAUCUUCAUCCUCUGAAUCUGGUUCAUCAGUAGUUUUAAAGGCAUGUCAUUCCACUGCUGUCACUCACCCGAUCGAGUACUUGUAUGCAUGAACAACACAAUUGCAUGUAUGAAAGAGCACCUUAUAUGCCAUGUACCCCAAAGACAAUGGAGACGCUGUAGAAAUGAACUGCUUUUCACCAAAGAUCUUGUUAGAUUUCUGGUGUUCUCCACAUUUAUACACUGAACAGUUAAGCUUAUUGACUGAAACCCAUCACUGGCUGGACACAGUUUUACUCCUACCAGUGUGACGUGUCCGAUAUGUGAAGAGUUAAGCAGUGACAGUUUACAUCCAUGAUAUUUUUAUAUGGUAAUAAGCAUUUAUUUGUAAACGUACACAUUUAGGGAGAAUUUUUCACUGACAUGUUUCUCACUGAUUUAACUAAAACAUGCGUGUGAUGUCCUUUUCUCUCUUGCUGUUGCUCUUUGCUAGCUUUCUGUCCAUGUUGUAAUGUCUUUCUUUUAUUUUUCUCUUCUUUGAUUCACUUUUAGUCUUUUUCCAAGUUCCCUACGUUGACACCUCUGAGUCUGAAUCAUGUCAGCCCUGAAGGUGAUCAACUCUGCAUGGUCACCUGGCGUUGUGUAGUGGUCCCUCUCAUCAUAAGAAAGCAUGAUCAGCUUUCUAUACUGUUCAGCACCUACUGUUCGGUCCACAUACAACCUUUCACCUCACUAUUUCCAAAACUAAAAUGUUUGUUCAUUCCAUUGCCUCGCAUUUCAAGUGUGUUUUGGCAUGCCUGUAUUUCAUUCUGAUGGGGUGCAGUGCUUUUUGAGUGCAUGUUCAUUCUAAAUUCUGCAAGAAAAAAAUGCUGGCCUUUUUUAACUGUCUCCUAUUUUCUAUAUUUCUCUGUCUUUUAUGUUUGUCUUCUCUAUUUCAGAAUCCGUUACUCUUUCUGAAACCCGUUCAAGAGCUCCUUAGUCCUUGUCCUCUUGACAAGUGGGGAUUCAUGUACCUGAGUGGACUGUAGUUUAAGUGGCACCUUUUAUCUGACAUGUUGUAAAACUGUAUAAAGUUAUUUCAAGUGAAACUUGUAUUUUCCAAAUGGAAAUGUGCAUAUUAAUUUCUUUAUAAUAUUCAAAGCAAUGCACACAUACAAUAAAUUAACUGACUUGUUUUA